AUGGAGCAAGCGGUAAGGGACUUCAAGACUCUCGGUCGGUCAAAGUCAACGCCUUCGGGUCUUGACAACAAAUGGGUUUUUGGUGUCCGACACGUCGAACUCAAUCCGCCUGGAGAUCUGGUAAUCGCCGUACACCCAGUCAGCCGGUUCGUGUUGCGAGGCGGCCCGGCUCAGAUCCUCUCGCAGCCUACCGAACGUGAUAGAGCCAGAGCGACUACAGUCAGUCCCGAGCUCGCUGCCGCUAUUGGGCCAGAGCUGGCUGCUGCAGGAAUCCCGGGUGGUCUUGAGAAGGUGACCGUUUGCUCUGCUGAGGAAAAGGAGAUCCUCGGAGAAACUUGGUCUGAGCUCAGAGACCUCCUGAUGAACUUCAUGGGUGGUAGCAGGUCCGGACAGGCGACCGCAGUUCCGUCCGCUGUGUCACCCGGGGACUCAUCCAAAUGCCAUGGCUGUGGUCUCUCCUCCGAAAACUUCUCCUCGCCGAUGAAGAAGUGUUCCGCGUGUCAGAAGGCGUGGUAUCAUUCCCAGGACUGCCAGCGCUCGCACUGGAAAAUGCACAAGCCGACCUGUGUCGCCCACCGCCCGGCUCCAGCCCCGCCCACGGCUGCGUCGCCGGGCAUGGGCCCCGCAUACAACUAUUACAACAAUGUGGCGCGAAAAUCUGAGGAGGGGCAAGCGUUGUUGCGCUCGCUUAACAUCGAUCCUAUCUCGGUUCGCCUAGGAAUGGAAUUGCCAAUGCGCCGUCUCGUCAUCGCUGGAAAAGACACGCCUGAAUACUUGCGAAUUCUCUUUGGGCCGACGUUUGCUAGCGAGAAGAAGGAAUUGGAGAGGGUUAGGCUGGAGGUCCUGAUUGACCCUCCUCGUGGCUCCCCAAUGUACGUGACACAAGACCUUGAUGACGCCGGAACCAAGCCUCCCACUCGUGCGCUUCGACCGGCGAGCGAGGCGGAACUGGAGACGUUGAAGGAAGUGCGGGAGAUCCAGGAGAAAGUCAGACAGAAGGUUGGGGUUGGACGUUCGCCUGAUACAAGAGUCAUGCAAGAAGUCCUGAUGACUCUUGGGCCCGAUUGGUCAGAGAAGUUGCAGCUGUACAUGCUUGCAGUCAAUACUAUGGACCAAGGUGUCCGCCGCUGA
This is a messenger RNA of Colletotrichum abscissum, 1131 nucleotides long. RefSeq lists its product as uncharacterized. Gene Ontology annotation, molecular function: DNA-binding transcription factor activity, RNA polymerase II-specific. The record is from RefSeq and is a predicted model, not a curated record. The coding region runs from base 1 to 1131 and encodes 376 amino acids. Gene Ontology annotation, cellular component: nucleus. Lineage: Eukaryota; Fungi; Ascomycota; Sordariomycetes; Glomerellales; Glomerellaceae. The transcript has 2 exons. Gene Ontology annotation, biological process: regulation of transcription by RNA polymerase II.